AAACAUUUCCCUAGACUACGUGGUGCAGGUCGCAAGACGGAGAAUUCGAGAGCUGUCGAGGAUAGUACUGAUGGCUUUGCCGCGAUCAGCAAGCAAGCGUCUGCUGCCUGACGAUGACGAUGAUAACGAUGGGAGCAGCAUAAGUAGCAAGCGAGCUUGCUCUGAGACGCCCGCGGAGAGUCUCACCCAUGCUAUCACUACUCCAAAUGGCGACUGGUUCGGGGGUCAGCCGUUUGGCGACCUUCCAGACCCUUUCGGCCGUAACGUGGGCGGCUCGAUUUGGCCACAGCAGGGUUGUCCGGAGAUACGGGUGGAGGAUCCAUAUGGGGUACUUAUCCGGGACUCCGGCUUGGUGUCUGAUCCGUUGCGCGGGCUGGACAUCGAUAUGUCGGACAGCGAUUGGAGUGUACGGCUAGGGUAUAAUAUGGGCUCUGAUGUGCAAGACCGCGAUGGCGCCCUUGAUGCGCCACAUUUACAGGACUUGGGUCAGACUGGGCAAAAAGGCGCUCCUUACCCAAUAACGGACAUGUGGUUGGCCCACCAGGUGCCGGGGUGCGAACAAGGCCCAGCAGAUUUUCAGAGUUUUAGUCCUGAUCUGGAAUUUACGAGAGCUCCUGACGUUCUGGAUCUAUCGAUUGAACCUGACUUUGGCUGGAACGCACUUGAAAUGGAGUUAUCCGGUACCAGUCCUAGCACAAAUGAGCUUCAACCCAAGAUCAUGGACAAGUCAAAGAAACCAACGAGCGAUUCAGACGAGGAACAGUACCGGCCGCGCCUUGAUAAAUGUCAAAGCGAGCCUGUAACAAGCGUUGAAUCAACGGACGCAGUGACAUGGGACACUUGCUUUGGAGAGCUCGCCCUCGAAGCCACCUCCACAUUCAAGGACGAUGGAAAGACAAAAAGUCGAAACCGAAAGUCAGCCCGGGUCGAUCUAACAACCCUUGGCGGAGUCGUCAAAUUGUCCUUCACGGACACGAAGAAGUAUGCAGGCAUCGUCGCUAUGCCUGCGCUAGUGGACCUGCUGAAACAACAUCGUGUCAAGUUGGUCGGAACACUGUUCGCCGCUCCACUCGGUAAGGAUGCUGGGACUGGGGAGUGUCAGAAGCCAGAGCUGAGAGUUAUCGUCUACGGAAGUAUCAAUGACAAAGACACGGUCGGGACUUGCUUAUCGGACGCAGGAAUGUACCUGCAACAUCCCACAAGCGUGGAGUAUGACCCCAGAUUCCCAUAUGUGAACCCACAGUAUCUUGUGCGACCUGGGGGUGAAAUGCCUCGAAUUGAUGAACUCAGGAUUUCCGACGAUGAGCAGGGCUCGCAAGUUUCAGAGAGGUUAAAUGAAGGGGUCAAGAGUGAGCUCCUCCGGAUCUUCGACACGGUUAACACCUAUGAGGGGUCCUAUGAAGCCUGCUCCAGUCCAAGGUUGGCAUCGAGGUUGAAACCUCACCAGGAAGUGGCAUUGGCGAUGAUGAUCGAAAGGGAAUCUGGACAAAUUGAUGGUCUGAAAUUUCCAUCCAUCUGGGAAGCGCUCGGGAACCACAGGUACCGGCAUAGAAUCACAGGGGCCAUCGACACAGACCCUAGACCGAUGCGCGGCGGAAUCCUCGCGGAUGACAUGGGCUUGGGCAAAACACUUAGCCUUCUAGCACUACUCUGCUGCUCCCUGGAUGCCAUAGAUUGUCUACAGUCACCUCUAGACAGCCCUUGGGCGACUCUAAUCGUCACACCGAAGAGCACUAUUCCGGGAUGGGAGAAACAGAUUGGAACACACAUCAAACAUAAUCAACUUCGGUACUUCAUAUACCAUGGCGCAAAUCGAGGCAAAGCUAAACCUUCCCUGGUACGCGAGUACGAUAUUGUCAUUACAACAUAUGAAACCAUACGCCAGGAUUGGCGGACAAAGGAUGGUUUAAGCACAGAGACUUGGUAUCGUAUAGUUCUAGAUGAAGCACAUCGUAUCCGGAGCCGGUCCUCACAGGUGUUCAAGGCCGUGAGCUCCCUGAAAGCGCACGUCCGAUGGUGUCUCACCGGCACGCCAAUCCAAAACUCCAUUGACGACUAUGGUGCCCUCUUGAGCUUCAUACAAAUGCCGGUCCUGGAGAACAAGUCCGCAUUUGAUUAUUGGCUUGCAUCGCCGGUGAAGCGUCAGCAAAAGGGCUAUAUCCAGACACUCCGGGCGCUCGUCGCUGCCACAGCUCUCCGGCGGACCAAGAAGACGCUUGAUUCCGCCCUUCAGCUGCCGAAAAAGGUUGAAAGAACCGAAUUGGUUCACUUGACGGCCGCAGAUCGGGAGAUAUAUGACUAUUUCAAAGCGAGAGCAUCCAAGACGGCAGCAGAGCUCUCUGGUGAGCCUCAGGAUUCUGGAAAACAGGCCAGUGCAGAUACGACCCUCGCAUUGAUUAACAUGCUGCGGCUAAUAUGCGAUUACGGUGAGCGCUUGCUACCUAAAUCCGCGCUCGAGCUAUGGCGCAACCGAGACAGACAUGAUGAUGUCAUUGCCGCACCUUGGGAAAGUGUAGGCAGCUGCUUGAAUGAGGAAGACUUUGUCCCCGACAAUCGAAGCACACCGGCUCGUAAAGCUGCUGGUGGCAGUGCCAAGCCUGGGGACGUGUAUGAUGCUAUCGAACGUGCAACUUAUUCUCCUGAUGAAAUGACAAUGGAGGGAUGUCAAGAGCCUUGUUUGGGCUUAUCUCCAAAGAUGAUAGCAUUAUUGAAAAACUUGGAAAGGGAGCAACGAGGCACAUCACAAUCGGCUCUUAGGCCUGCAAAAAGUGUAAUUUUCAGUCAGUGGACCAAGAUGCUAGAUCUGAUAGCUACGGUUCUUCACUCCAAUAAUUACAACUACGUUCGUCUCGAUGGAGGGUCGACUUUAACAGAUCGCCGGCUAGCGCUUGAGCGACUCACAAGGGACGAGAGCUGCACGGUGAUGCUGGCCAGUAUUGGCAGUGCCGGAGAAGGCAUCGACCUCACCGCGGCCAACUCCGUCCACAUUAUGGAGCCUCAUUGGAACCCAAUGCUAGAGGCACAGGCAGUUGACAGAGUUCAUCGAAUAGGCCAGUCUUGCGAAGUUUCGGUUAUAAGAUAUCUCGUUGCCAAUUCCAUUGAGGAAUACGUUCGUUGGGUUCAAGAAGACAAGAUAGCAAUCAUUCAGCAGUCGUUGGCUUCCGUUCCAACGUCACAGGCAGAUCUUGACCAUAGGCGAUGGAAGAAACUACAGGUUCUUCUGGGUAUGGCACAAUGAGCAGAUUUGAUGGGCAAUUGAUUAGCAUAUUGUUGGAUUAGAAACUUCUCUUUCUCUCAGUUCUUCGGUCCUGUCUGGUUGAUCGAUAUAAUCAUAAUCGAAGACCUGCAAGUGAAUGCAUUUCAAGUUUUCGUACCAUUCAUGUCUAUUUCAUGUUUC
Messenger RNA from Aspergillus aculeatus ATCC 16872, 3397 nucleotides. RefSeq names its product DEAD/DEAH box helicase. NCBI's taxonomy places the organism in Eukaryota, Fungi, Ascomycota, Eurotiomycetes, Eurotiales, Aspergillaceae. Bases 71 to 3238 code for a protein of 1055 amino acids. The record is from RefSeq and is a predicted model, not a curated record. Gene Ontology annotation, molecular function: ATP-dependent chromatin remodeler activity; ATP binding. The transcript is spliced from 13 exons.